Messenger RNA from Trichomonas vaginalis G3, 1194 nucleotides. RefSeq lists its product as uncharacterized. Lineage: Eukaryota; Parabasalia; Trichomonadida; Trichomonadidae. The transcript has a single exon. The record is from RefSeq and is a predicted model, not a curated record. The coding region runs from base 1 to 1194 and encodes 397 amino acids.
AUGAGAAAACUCGCACCAUUUGAAAUAUUCCCUGUAAAAGGUAAAAAUUGGAUCCAAUUAGCAAUGAAAUUUGGUUCCAAAUCAGAAGCAUAUGAUGUAGCCAACAUGAUUAACAAAAAAGCUUUUGGAACUAGAUUGAGAUCUGAUGAAACCCACUUAAUACCAUUAGAAAAAUCACCAGAAUUAGUUAAAAUUCCUGAAUUUCCCAACUUAAUUGCGGCCACAGAAUUUGUAAAGCAAAACUAUACUCCUUCAUGUCACCAAUCAUUAGGUGUUGUUACAUACAACGACAAUAUGGUUAUUUUGAAUUCCAAUCAUUCAGUUUCCGAUGGUGUUUAUAUUAUGGAACUUAAUAAAUUCAUUUUGGGCGAAUCUAAGAUGGAAGAUAAUCACUUGCCAGUUCCUAUUUCCUUCGAUGAAGCGUUUGCUGAUUACUAUAAGAGUCUUCGUGGACAUGCAAUCUUUGAUACGUCUCACUAUAAGUAUACUCUAACAAAAUCACCACAGAAAGAUACUGAAGCGGCAAGUUACUACACAUAUGUUAUCCCAUACGAACAACUAAAAGCUUACAAUAAAAAUACAAAUAAGAUCAAGAACGUUACAGAUAACAUCUGGGCUUCAUAUGUUCUUUCAUCUGCAGCACAUAAUGGAUACCUUGAUAACUACGGAGUCUUUGCUUGUGUUAACUUGAGACCAUAUCUUCCAAAAGUUACUUUUGACUAUGCAAACAUUUUCUCUCGUAAAGCUGUUGCAGUUCCAAUGAAAGACAGAAAUGAAACACUCCAGUCAGUUUGUUCCAGAUUCAGAAAAAUAUUUGAUUCAAAACAAGCUUUAGAUGAUUUAUUCAGGCUGGAAAGAGACGGUAACUUCAAGACAGUGCCAACUGGAAUGUUUAACUUAGAAACAUCCAAUGUUGGUAUUUACAAGGCAACGGGUCCAAUUUUAGACAUUUAUGUAUCAACAAAAAUCCAAAAUGCCUUCACUGCCAACGAAUUGUGCUUCCUUACUUAUACUGUUGAUCAUGGCAAAACAAAGGAAUUAGUUUGCCAGCUUAGACACCCAACACAUUUGAUUGCAACAGAAGAAGUCAGUAAACUCGCAUCAUCAACUGAAUUCUUCAUGAAGAACAUGGAUUUAUCUUACAAAGUUGGCGAUGUGUUUGAUGAGUUGACAAAAUACCAAAAGACACUUUGA